CCUGAUAGGCACACUCACAUGCUUCUGCUAUCAUACUCCUCUUCGGUACAGCUCCAUCACUCCCUUCAAAACCACGUACAGACAAGGCUCAGCGGGUAAAGAGGAGGGGGAUUAAGAUAAGACGGCAGAGGAGCUUCUUUUGAGCUUGGAAACACAACUGGCGACCACCAUGUCGUUCAAAGUGAAGGAAAAGACAGAGGUGCGCCUGGUGUUUCUUGGAGCAGCUGGAGUGGGUAAGACAGCCAUCAUCCAACGCUUCCUCAAAGACACCUUUGAACCCAAACACCGGCGCACGGUGGAGGAGCUCCACAGGAAGGAGUAUGUGGUGGGCGGCAUCAAAGUCUCCAUCAACAUCAUGGACACCAGUGGCAGCUACUCCUUCCCGGCCAUGCGCAAGCUGUCCAUCCAGCACAGCGACGCCUUCGCCCUGGUCUACGCCGUGGAUGACCCAGAGUCCCUGGAGGCGGUCAAGAGUCUGCGAGAGGAGAUCCUGGAGGUCAAAGAGGACAAGUACACGCCCAUUGUGGUAAUAGGCAACAAGAUUGACCGUCACGGUGAUCGCCAGGUGUCCAGCAAGGACGUGCUGUCCACGGUGGAGCUGGACUGGAACCACAGCUUCCUGGAGUCCUCGGCCAAAGACAACAUCAACGUGCUGGAGGCGUUCAAGGAGCUGCUGCUGCAGGCCAACCUGCCCAGCUGGCUCAGCCCGGCACUGUGCCGGAGACGGGAGACCUUCCCGAAGGAGAGCAACAAGCGACCUCCCAUGAAAAAGACCAACAGCUGCCUCACCUCAUAGCGGUGUGAAGCAACAACAGGAAAAGAGAGAUUCCGGGAGGAAAGAGAAAAUCAAAGAGCUCCACUGACGAGGAGCCGAAUGGACAGAAACAAAUCAAACGGAGAAGGUUGAAUGUUUUAAGACUCUAACGAGACACCGAGUUUAUAAACUGUCCCAUCACGACAAGAAGAUGCUACGAUGAGGACGAACAUGCAAUGAUGAAAAUCCUCGAAGACCUGAGAGAAUGUGGCCAGACUGCGAAAUAAAAAAAUUCCCGUGCAGACACUACUUACUGUGAAUGUCAAAAAAUGAUGCGGUAACAAACGGUGACAGCGUAGAAGCAUCAUUAUGUAUCACAGGCUCAGUUUUCCACUCAACUAUCUGUAUGUUCGUGUGAUGUUUUACUGGUGUAAUAACUGUGAAGUCAUGCGUAUUUAUGCAAAAGUCGGUUUGCGUCUUGGUAUGAUAUGUUUUAUGAAUCAAGUGAACAAGAGAAGAAGAAGUUAACCUGGAAUAUGUAUAUAUUUUUGACAGCAAUGCAUGUCGUGAAAUCUUGUGUAGUUUGCCCUGCAGCAUUUAAAAUGCUGCUUGUGUGAUAAAUUCUUGUUUUAUUGGGAGUUUUUCCUUCUCAGAUGACUGAUAGUUUAUUUUGGUUAUGGUAGAAAGUCUCUUUUCGCCCGCUUUUUUUUUCUUUCCAAAAUUAAAAUGUUGAAGUGUCUUUUAGUCGACAAUUCACCACAGUGAUGUUUGUUUUACUGCUCCAUUAAGAUAAAUCAAACAUUCUAUAAUUCAAUUAGUUAUUUUCAAUACUGGUAUUUUUCUUUAUGUGACAGAAAAGUUGUGUGAGUGGAUGAAGGCAAAGAUAUUCACUAUAUUUUUCAGUGUCAGUGAUGAGUACAUCAGUACAGUAUUAUUAUUACUAUAUUAGAGUGGACACUUGAUGUGGUUACACUUUCUGCACAGCUGGUAUGUAUAUGGAGAGCUUUGACUAAUUUUGCGGUCAAAAGUUUUAAAUGCAUGAGCCGUCUCUAACUGUCAAUAAUUCUGUUGUUGGAUAAGGAGCAUUUUUUAAACAAAUAAAAAAAAGGAAUAUUACAUCGAAUCAA
This is a messenger RNA of Scophthalmus maximus (turbot), 1881 nucleotides long. RefSeq names its product rasd family member 4 (gene rasd4). The transcript has a single exon. Bases 170 to 796 code for a protein of 208 amino acids. Gene Ontology annotation, molecular function: GTPase activity; GTP binding. Lineage: Eukaryota; Metazoa; Chordata; Actinopteri; Pleuronectiformes; Scophthalmidae. The record is from RefSeq and is a predicted model, not a curated record.